AUGAAGCUGCUCCUCAUCCUCGCCGCCGCCACGCCCCUCGCGGCGCUGAACAUGAUCACGUACAACGGCGCGUAUUACUCGACCAUCCACAACGCCGACCCGUAUUCCACCGCGGCCGUUUGCGGGAGAACCUACACGGCCGUCCCCUCGGGGUGGGCGAUCGCGACCUACUCGUCGGACCUCUACAACAACGUCAUUAACGCGUACCCGUGGAACACGCAUGUCAUGGGCGUGCUGUCCGCCUCGGACCCCACCGUCGGCGAGUACUACGGGACGUCGAACUACGCGACCGCCGGACCGUCGCCCCUGCCGACGGCUUCGUUCGUCGAGAUCGCGAGCAUCGGCGCGGAGUCGACGUGCAUCCACGGCAUCGAAUGCGAGCUCCUCUGGGUGUACCGCGGCGAUUCGAGCGCCUGCGCGACUCUGACCGCCGUCUUCACGGACCCGGACGGCACCGUCAUCCUCACGGAAUCUCUGGACAACGACGGCCAAGAGACGCACAUCGUUUCCGGCGACGCGGCGGUGAGCGAGUACACGCUGACGCUCACGUGCGACGACGACGCCACGUUGACCGACUCCGUCGAUUUCCGGCCUCGGCCGCGCCGUGUCCACGGCCGGACGUUCAACACGACGUGGGUGCUCGAGCGGGGGACGCUCGCGGACGAGGCCCCGCUGGCCGUCUGGGCGCGCACGGCGCCGGCGCUCAGCGGCUACGCGCGCGACCGCGAGCACGACCUCGUCCUCGCCGUCGGCGCGAUCGUCGCCGGCGCGCACUACUCGCUGCGCCUCGACGCGACGCUCGAGGGCAUAGACACCGCCGGCUCGGCGUCCGUGACGUUCUACGUCGCGCGGCCGCCGUCGAGCGGCAGGCUCCUCGCGUCGCCCGCGGCGGGCUUUGCGCUCGAGACGACGUUCGAGCUCUCCACGCGCAGCUGGGUCACGGAGGACCCGCCGCUGACCUACGCGUUCAAGAGCCGGACGAACGGCUCCGAGUCGACGCUCCGGGGCCCGACGCUCGAGGCCAAGCUCGGCGGCGUCGUGCUGCCCAAGGGGUCGCCGAACGUGACGCUCGUUGUCGUCGCGGCCGACGCGCUCGGCGGGUCGACGGAGGCGCCGCUGAGCCUGCGCGUCGCGCCGACGUCCCUCGCCGGCGACGCGCUCGCGAAUCUGACGACGGGCCUCCUCGACGAGGCCUUUGCGCUCGGGUCCUCCGAGGGCAUCUGCCAGACCGUCGUAGCCGCGUCGACGGCGGACGGCGACGCCGCGCUCACGGCGACGAUGAUCGACGCCGUCGGCGCCGUCGCGCGGGGCCUCGACGCGGACGCGUCGCUCGUCGAGCAGACGAGCUCCGCGCUCCUGUCCGUCGCGUCCAACGGCAGCGGCCUCGCCGCGGCCGCGGCGUCGUCCGCGCUCGACUCCUGCGAGGGCCUCGCGGCCGCGUCGGGCGGCGACACGGGCAUCACGGCCGUCGCGGCCGCGGGCCUCGGCGACACGCUGUCGAGCCUCCUCGACAGCCCCCUCUUCGCGGCGGGCAACGGGUCGUCGAACGCGUCCGCGGGCGCGUCGCUCGGGUCCUCGGUCGACGGCAUCCUCGCCGCGCAGCUCGCCGGCGCCGUCGCGGGCGAGUACGCGAUGACGCUGUCGUCGCCGAACCUCAAGAGCUCGGCGCAGCGCCUGAGCCCCAACGCGACGACGCCCGGCGAGGUCCGCGCGCUGUCGCUCGACGGCGCGGCGAGCGCCGCGGAGCUCCCGCCGAGCCUCGCGGGCGGCGACGCCUACGACGCGUCCUUCGCCGAGUACGCGACGGAUCCCUACGCGGGCGAGGACGGCGGCGGCGGCGCGGCGCUGACGGCGCGCGCGCACGAGCUCCUCGAGGGCGGGCCGCCCGACGCGUGGGAGAGCCAGGCGCCGAUCCCGGAGGGAGGCGCGGCGGACGGGGACGCGACCGGGUUUACCGUGUCGUGUUCGGUCCAAUGCGACGGCGCGGCGUGCGUCGCGCCCGUGGACGCGGGCGCCGCGUGCCUGAGCUCCACGCUGGACGACGCGUUCGCCGUGCCGUCGAGGACCGCGGCGUGCCUCUUCGGCCUGGACCGGCUUGAGGACGAGGUCCCGCGCGCGAGGGUGGCCGAGGCGCGGCCCGCGGCGGCCAAGGAGGCCGCGCCCGUCGACGACGGCGACCUCGUCGUGCCCGAGAUGGGCGAGUGGGUCGAGUCCCUCGUCGGCGACCUCGACGCCCGCCUCGAGCCCACCGACGUCGAGCCGCUUGCCUCGGGGCCCGGGCGAGGCGCGACGGCGUCGCCGCAUUUGUCGCUCGCGUCGCUCGCGUCGCGCGGCAUCUCGAGGGCGAAAUUCGCCGCGCGGCGGGCCACGAGCCGCCGCACGCUCUGCAGCGACAGCUCCAAGACGACGGUGCGCGACUGCGCGGAGAUGCUCGCGCCCACGCUCGCGCGCGCGGUCGUCGCGAGGAGCCGCGAGCUGCGGCGCGCGGCGGCCGCGGCGACGUCGAGGACGACCGCGCGGCGCCUCGGCGAGCUCGACGCCCACCUCCUCGAGCGCUGGGGCUUCAACGGGUCGCGCCAGGUCUUCAUCGCCAACGUCGAGCGCGUCGUCGUGAAGCGGCUCGGCCGCGCGGCGCGCUGGCACGCGGAGCUCGAGGCGGCGGACGACGCGCGCGCCAAAGAGCGCGCGGCCGUCGCCUACCUCCGGGCGGAGAUGCUCUCGAAGAAGGAGCGGACGGUCAUGACGACCAUCGCGGAGCGGCUCCAGGGCGAGCUCGAGGCGCCCGAGGAGCCGCCGGGGGCCGCGCCGUACAUCGCCGCGUGGGCCGGCGUGCUCUGCGUCGUCCUCUACUGCUUCUACUACCUCCUCACGACGGGAUCCCAAUUCGGGCGGAAGAAGACGCGGCUCUGGCUCGAGGCCGUGACGUUUUCCCUCGUGCUCUACUUCGUCUUCAUCAAGCCCAUCGUCAUCCUCCUCAUCAGCGUCAUCAUGCCCAGCUUCGUGGCCUCCUCCGUCGACAAGGCCAGGAGCCCCCUCGACCACCCGCGCUACCCCUUCGAGACGCCGCUCCCCGAGAGCUCCGUCUUCUACCUCCUCCGCUGGCACCCCGAGCUCAACGGCACGCGCCUCGCGGACCACGUCGCGGCCGAGGCGACCGGCGCGCCGCGGAGCGCGCGCGAGUGCCUCACGGACGUGCGCGUCGCCGAGAUCCACGGCGCGGCGAUCCCCCGGACGAGCGGCACGGCCGUCGUCCUCGCCCUCAUCGCGCUCCUCUUCGGGCUCCACGAGGACAUCCAGGACACGCUCAUCGAGGAGGUCUUCACGUUCCUGCCGCUCGCCUCGGGCUUCGUCGCGGAGCGCACGCCCGGGCUCGAAUCCGCCGGGGAGGACGUCGGCGCAGCCUUCGGUAUGGUCGUCGUCGGCGCGCUCGUGUACGUCGCCUGGAAGGCGUACCACGCGUGCGGGAAGGCGACGGCGCGGGCCGCGGUGGCGCUCCCGCGCCGGAAAAGCGACGCGGGCGGGCCCGCCUUCCGAUGGCCCGAGGACGAGGCGCCGGAAACCCCGAGGCCGGACGUCGCCGGCGAGGACGAGAAGUCGCCGGAGGACGCCGUCGCCCUCGUCCUCUUCGACGGCGGCGGCGACGGCGACCGCGUCGAGGCCGCGCGCCCGGACGACGACGAAGCGGCGGCGGAGCGACCGGACGACGCGGCCUCCGACGGGGAGUUCCUCGACGACGAAGAGAUCCUCCUCGACGUCGACGUCCGGCGGGCGGACGCGGACGCGCGCGGGGCCGAGGAGGCGGCGCGCGACGACGAGGCCGGCGCCGCGGACGCCGAGGAGCGCGGGGCCGCGGGGGCGGCGCAGGACGACCGCGAGGCGGGGGACGCGGCGGCGGGGCGACGGGAGGACGCGGCCUCCGACCGCGAGUCCCUCGACGACGAGGACAUCCUCCUCGACGUCGACGCCCGACGCGCGGAUGGGACCGGUGCCGCGGACGCGGAGGCGCGCGGGGCCGAGGACGCGGCCGUCGAGAGCGCGGGCGACGCCAUCGAGAACGCCUUCGAGGAGCCGCCGCCGCCGCAGCCUGAGACGCUCUCGGACUACGUCUUCAGCGUGCAGGCGAAGCCGGAGGACGCGCCCGCGCCGUCCUACUCGGACGCCGCGUACGCCGCGGUCUUCGGUGCGGCCACCGCGGCGCGGGACGACCACGACGCGGGGGACGCGGUGGCCGCCCGGCCCGGCGAGGCGCGCUCGCGCGCGCGCGGCCGGAGCGCGACCCAGGGCGAGGGCCGGAGCCGGAGUGGGAGCCGGUCGAAGAGCCGGAGUCGGAGCAGGAGCCGGAGGCCCGGCCGCCGCGCGAUGCACCGCGCCCCGUACGUCGUCAAGGCCAAGGGCGCCGUCGUACGCGCCGGCGUCGCGCUCGACAGCGACAAAGUCGUGAGGCUCCCCGCCGGCACCGCCGUCGUCGUCGAGGUCGCCGAGCAGCUCCCCGACAAGAAGACGCGGUACCUCCUCGUCGAGCCCGUCGUCGGCUGGGUGUCGCGCGGGGCGGUGGCCAAGGCCGGCUGA
Aureococcus anophagefferens is the source of this 4569-nucleotide messenger RNA. RefSeq lists its product as hypothetical. The transcript has 5 exons. The record is from RefSeq and is a predicted model, not a curated record. NCBI's taxonomy places the organism in Eukaryota, Pelagophyceae, Pelagomonadales, Pelagomonadaceae. Bases 1 to 4569 code for a protein of 1522 amino acids.